UCGUGUUUGUGUGUGUGUGUAUACGGUGAGACAUCUUCUAAACAGCUUGAGAACAAGGUUCUGUUUGCGCAACUGCAGGACUGCAUCAUAUCCUGUCUGUCAGAACUGUGACAAGGACAGUUAAAGUUUGGAGCUGCCAUCUCUACUAACCGUGCUGUCUGGGGGGAUCAAGACUCCCUGCUAUGGAGGCAGUAGGUAAGUAUGACUUUACUGCCACUGCUGAGGACGAGCUGAGCUUCAGGAAGGGAGACAACAUGAAGAUCUUGGGCACCAAUGAUGACUGGUUGAUGGCUGAGCGACAUGGAAAGAAGGGAUUCAUACCACGUAACUACAUCAACAUUCACCUUCCCAGUUGGUACCAGGAGAGUGCUAGUCGAGGUGAGGCCCAGGAGUCUCUCAUGACCCAGCCUAUAGGAUCCUUUCUGAUCAGGGGCAGCCAGAGCACCCCAGGAGAUUUCUCCAUAUCCGUUAGACACGAGGCAGACGUGCAGCACUUCAAGGUGAUGGCAGACACCAGAGGGCAGUAUUACCUCUGGUCUGAGAAGUUCAGCUCCUUCAACGAGCUGGUGAACUAUUACAUGAACAACUCUGUCUCUAAACACAGCCGCAUCUAUCUGCUGGACACAGAAACACAGGAGAAGGGAUUUGGCCAGACCAGGACAUCAGCCCCAUCCUCUCAGCCCCAGCUUCAGCAGUCCCUGCCCCGAGCACCCCAGCCUCACCUGCCCCUGCCCAGCAUACCCCAGCCUCACCUGCCCCUGCCCAGCAUACCCCAGCCUCACCAGCCCCGCGCACCCCAGCCUCACCAGCCCCUGCCCAGCAUACCCCAGCCUCACCAUCUCCUGCCCCGUGUACCCCAGCCUCAACAACCCCUGCCCCGCAUACCAGACCCUAUACCCCCACCACAGCGUGCCGCCGUGACCACGGGGGGCGGUGGUCUGAUGCAGGUGAGUGCUCAGUAUGACUUCAACGCCGAGGAGAAGGACGAGCUGAGCUUUAAGGCCGGUGACAUCAUCGAGGUGCUGGAGUGUUCCGACAUGUCAUGGUGGAAAGGAAGACUGAGGGGACAAAUGGGAGUGUUCCCUUCCAACUACACCAACCCUGUAUGAGAGAGAGAACAUGGGUAGCAUUUAGAGCUAAAUAAGUAUCUUAAUUAAUUAUAGCAGACGUUCUUAUCCAGAGCAACUUAAUAACAACUAUAUUUCUGAGAGAGAGAGAGAGAGAGAGAGAGAGAGAGAGAGAGAGAGAGAGAGAGAGAGAAAACAUAAUGAUUAGCUUUAGCAUUAAAUAUAUGUAUUGUAACUUUCUUUCUGGUUUAUUAUCAAUGUACUUUACCGUAGGCUUAUGUCAGGAUAACACAACUAUUUACAACUUCAGAACACAAUUAUUACUGUAUGAUUAUCAAAUAAAUGCAUUUUCUGUAA
Messenger RNA from Oncorhynchus mykiss (rainbow trout), 1424 nucleotides. Lineage: Eukaryota; Metazoa; Chordata; Actinopteri; Salmoniformes; Salmonidae. The record is from RefSeq and is a predicted model, not a curated record.